AACUCAGAUUUUUCUGUAUCUUUGCAAAAUUAUAUGGAUUUUUUUUCCAUAUAUAGCUACCCUUUUAACUUUACUAUAAAUUUUGAUCAAUAUUUGAUGUUGAAAAACAAAAAAAUGGCUAAUAUUAGAUCAUCAAAAAAGAUGAAUGAGAAAAAAAAAAUCCCACAAAGAGGACUUGGUGUUGCUCAACUUGAGAGGAUUAGAUUAGAGGAACAACAUAAAAAAGAUUCAAUUUUUCGAACAAUUCAAUGCCCAAAAUCUAUACCAACAUCAUCAAGAAUUGAUUUUUCUUCGAAAGAUUGCGUCUUUACGCCAAAUCAAUCAACCCCUUUUCUUGAAAAUUCCUCUAAAUUGUGGAAUGGUGAGUAUAGUCAAAAAAUUGAUCAUCAUGGUUUAGUUUUUGGGCAUAAUUUGAAUCUUGCUAGUGUCCUGCAACAAAGAUGUCAACAGUAUCAGAAAACUUCUACUUCUACAUCAAUUGUGAAUAUCUCAUCAUCAUCAUCAUCUGCACAAAGUUUUCAGAUGGAGCCCCCUUCAAACCAAAGUUAUUAUGGCUGUAAAUGUUUACAUCAUUUGCCUGAAGAAGUUAAGAUGGCGAGUGUGAAGAGGCCUUAUCCGUUCUCUCAAGAAUACUCGCAUGUCCCUUCGUUUCAAUGCAAAAAGUGCUGUGUUUCCCCUGUAUCCAGAUCACACGAAUCUGCCUCCAGCAGAAACGAGUGCUCAAUUAAUGUAGAAGAGGGAAAUGUGCUUAAAAGAGAAGUUGUGUCAAAGUCGAGAGCUUUGUCAGAGUCCGAACCAUCGAUUUCACUGAGAGAAAGUAAAGCUCUCAAUGGAGAUUUUCUCAGAUUAGCUCCUCCAGCAGCAGCAUUGCCACAUUUAGGAGAAGUAAAUCGGUGUUCUUUAACUGAUUCCGCCCCACAAUGCCUUCAGCUAUUCGACUAUGUUCCCUCUCGGGUUGCAGCUGCAGAGCAUACCCCGGCUUCAGGACUAAGUAUAUCAGUUCAACAACCCAUCCUCGGAUUCUUCCCAUCUGCGAAGGCACAGAUAGGUCGAGAAGGAACACGUGGAAGUGACUUUCAUACUGAAGUUGGAGGAAAUGUUGAUUUAGAACUGAAGCUAUAG
Molecule: messenger RNA, 1122 nt
Organism: Solanum lycopersicum (tomato)
Lineage: Eukaryota; Viridiplantae; Streptophyta; Magnoliopsida; Solanales; Solanaceae
Source: RefSeq, a predicted model, not a curated record